GCAGAGGAGCGAACAUUUCGAUGGCGGAAUGAAAAUCGAGGGACUUGCGUCUUCGAGAAGAUACACCUACAAAGACAUCAAGAGGAUGACCAACUCUUUUGGAGAAAAGUUAGGCCAGGGAGCCUAUGGCUGCGUAUACAAAGGCAAGCUUCAAGACGGUCAACUUGUGGUGGUGAAGCUUCUAAAGAAGCUGAAAGGCAAUGCAGAAGAAUUUUUCAAUGAAGUUGCGAGCAUAAGUAGGACUUCUCAUGUCAAUGUGGUCAGCCUCCUCGGGUUCUGUUUUGAAGGAAGCAAAAGAGCUUUGAUUUAUGAGUUUAUGCCCAAUGGAUCGCUCGAAAAUUUCAUAUUUAACAGGAGUGACACUUUGGAGGUUGAUCAACAAUUGAGUUGGGACACCUUGUAUAAGAUUUCGCUCGGCAUAGCUCAUGGGUUGGAGUACUUACACAGAGGAUGCAACACGAGGAUCUUGCACUUUGACAUAAAGCCUCACAACAUUCUCCUCGACAGAAACUAUUGCCCCAAGAUUUCCGACUUCGGUCUUGCCAAAAUAUGUCCUAGAGAAGAGAGCAUCGUGUCAAUGCUAGGUGCUCGGGGAACCCCUAGAUACAUUGCUCCAGAGCUGAUCAUGAGGAACAUUGGAGGGGUUUCUCACAAAUCAUAUGUGCACAGCUACGGCAUUAUGGUUCUAGAGAUGGUCGGCAGAAGGAAAAACAUCGAAGUCACAGUAGAUCAUACCAGUAAAAUAUACUUCCCUCAUUGGGUCCACCAACGCCUAAAGCUCCAAGAAGAGUUUGGACUAUGUGGGAUAACGAAUGAGGAGGAGGAAGGAAUCGCUAAGAAGAUGAUUGUAAUAAGCCUAUGGUGGUGCAUUCAGAUUGAUCCGAGAGGUCGACCAUCUAUGACCCAAGUUGUGGAGAUGCUAAAAGGAAGUGUUGAGGCCUUGCAAGUUCCUCCCAAACCAACAUUCUCAUCUCCUUCAAGAUCACUCGCAGUUUCUCCGGGUGAAAUUUCGUCUAACUCGAGUUGGGGUUAA
Rhodamnia argentea is the source of this 1033-nucleotide messenger RNA. Its product is annotated as PR5-like receptor kinase. Gene Ontology annotation, molecular function: ATP binding; protein kinase activity. Bases 29 to 1033 code for a protein of 334 amino acids. The transcript has a single exon. Gene Ontology annotation, biological process: protein phosphorylation. The record is from RefSeq and is a predicted model, not a curated record. Lineage: Eukaryota; Viridiplantae; Streptophyta; Magnoliopsida; Myrtales; Myrtaceae.